Messenger RNA from Brassica rapa (field mustard), 3849 nucleotides. Its product is annotated as disease resistance-like protein DSC1. Gene Ontology annotation, biological process: defense response; signal transduction. Gene Ontology annotation, molecular function: ADP binding; protein binding. The record is from RefSeq and is a predicted model, not a curated record. Lineage: Eukaryota; Viridiplantae; Streptophyta; Magnoliopsida; Brassicales; Brassicaceae.
AAUCCGAGUAAACAUUGGUCGACCAAAAAAAUUUCGGAAGUAAACAACUCUCUCACCCAUGGAGAUGGAGUCUCUUCCUGCUUCCUCCUCCUCUGCAGAGUUCGAUGUGUUCCUUAGUUUCAGAGGCGCUGACACACGCAACAACUUCACCGGCCAUCUCCAAGAUAAGCUCCUUGGGAAGGGGAUCGACUCCUUCAUCGACGACAGGCUCCGCCGAGGGGAUGAUAUCACUGCGCUUUUCGACAGAAUCGAGCAAUCCAAGAUUGCAAUCGUCGUCUUCUCCGAAAACUACGCCAAUUCCGUGUGGUGCCUCCGGGAGCUUGUGAAGAUCCUCCAGUGCAGGGACAGAAACCAACAGCUGGUCAUACCAAUCUUAUACAAAAUUGACAAAUCCAAGCUAAAAAAUGUACGAAAAACGCGUUUUACAGGAGUCACGGAAGACGAGAUUGUAUCGUGGGAAGCUGCAAUCUCCACAGCAGUCGACAUAUCCGGCUAUGUAGUGGAUCGCUAUAGCACAUCCGAGGCCAAACUUGUGAAUGAUAUUGCUUUUGACACGUUCAAGAAGUUGAAUGAUUUGGCUCCCAUUGGGAACACUGGCCUUGUAGGAAUCGAAUCCCGACUGAAGACUCUUGAAAAGCUUUUAUCAUGCCAUGAGUUGGACUAUGUUCAUGUCAUAGGCAUUAUUGGAAUGGGUGGGAUUGGUAAAACUACUCUUGCUGAUUGCUUGUAUGAACGAAUGCGAGGCAUGUUUGACGGUUGCUGCUUUCUUGCAAACAUCCGUGAAAAUUCAGGUAGAAGUGGGAUAGAAUCUUUGCAGAAGGAACUCUUCUCUACUUUACUAGAUGAUAGAUAUCUGAAGACCGGAGCUCCUGCAAGUGCACAUCAGAGAUUUCAUCGCCGGCUUAAGAGCAAGAGGCUGCUUAUUGUGCUUGAUGAUGUGAAUGACGAGAAGCAGAUAAAAUAUCUUAUGGGGCACUGCAAAUGGUAUCAAGGAGGUAGUAGAAUUAUCAUAACUACUAGAGACAGUAAAUUGAUCAAGGGGCAAAAGUAUGUGCUCCCAAAACUGAAUGAUAGAGAAGCCUUGAAGCUCUUUUGCUUGAAUGCGUUUGCUGGCUCCUGCCCUCUGAAAGAGUUUGAGGGUUUGACAAAUAUGUUUCUGGAUUAUGCUAGAGGCCACCCUUUAGCUCUUAAGGUUUUAGGAUCUGAUCUUCGCGAUAUGAACAAACUCUUCUGGGAAGCUAAGUUGGAUUUACUGAAAAGUAAAUCACAUGGAGAUAUCUAUGAAGUUCUGGAAACAAGCUAUGAGGAGCUUAGCAAUGAUCAGAAGGAUAUUUUUUUGGAUAUUGCAUGUUUCUUCAGAUCGGAGAAGGUGGAUUACGUAACAAGCCUUCUGAGUAGUCGUGGUGUGGAUGUGUCAAGCCUGAUACAAGAUCUCGUUGACAAAUGUCUCAUCACUCGGUCUGAUAAUCGCAUCGAGAUGCAUGACAUGUUGCAGACCAUGGGAAAGGAGAUUAGUUUUAAACCGGAACCAAUAGGAAUAAGAGACGUUAGGUGGCUAUCAAAACAUCGCCCGCAGCACCACUGGCAUCUCAGACUAUGGGACAGUGAAGAUAUUUGUGACAUGCUAACCAAAGGCUUGGGAACUGAGAAGAUUAGAGGGAUUUUCCUCGACACUUCAAAACGGGGAAAAUUGCGUCUACGUCCCGACGCUUUCAAAGGGAUGUACAAUCUCAAAUACCUGAAAAUUUAUGAUUCUCGUUGCUCUCGUGGUUGUGAAGCUGUAUUUAAACUCCAUUUUAAGGGGCUUGAUUUCCUUCCUGAUGAGCUUGCAUAUCUACACUGGCAUGGAUUCCCGCUACAGCGUUUCCCUCUUGACUUCGACCCCAAGAACCUUGUAGACCUUAAGUUACCACAUAGUGAAUUAGAAGAAAUUUGGGGUGAUGAUAAGGUUGCUGGAAUGCUCAAAUGGGUUGACCUCAGUCAUUCCUCCAAUUUAUGCCGGCUUUUGGGUUUGGCUAAAGCUCAUAAUCUUGAAAGAUUGAACUUAGAAGGAUGUACAAGUUUGAAAAUGUUACCAUCAUCGAUUAAUUGUUUGGAGAAGCUUGUCUACCUCAAUCUCAGGGAAUGCACAAGCCUUAAGAGCCUUCCAGAAGAAACCAAAUCUCAAUCCUUACAAACUCUUAUUCUCAGUGGCUGCUCCAGCUUAAAGAAAUUCCCACUGAUCUCAGAAAGUAUUGAAGUUCUACUUUUAGAUGGCACAGCUAUAAAGAGUCUUCCCGACUCCAUUGAGACUUCAAGUAAACUUGCUUCCCUAAAUCUGAAGAAUUGCAAAAGGUUGAAGCAUCUUUCUUCUAAUCUUUACAAGCUGAAAUGUCUACAAGAGCUGAUUUUGUCAGGCUGCUCGCAACUAGAGGUUUUCCCAGAAAUCAAGGAAGACAUGGAAUCUUUGGAGAUUUUGCUUCUGGAUGAUACAUCCAUCACUGAGAUGCCAAAUAUGAAGCAUUUAAGCAAUAUCAAAACAUUUUCAUUAUGUGGAACAAACUGUGAAGUUUCUGUCCGUGUGCUCUUCUUGUCACCUCCAUUGGGAUGCUCUCGGUUAACAGAUCUUUACCUUUCGAGAUGCAGUCUCUACCGAAUCCCAAAUAUUAGUGGUAAUGGCCUAUCCUCUUUACAGUCUUUAUGCUUAAGCGGAAACAGUAUCGAGAACCUGCCAGAGAGCUUCAACCAACUUCACAAUCUAAAAUGGUUCGACUUAAAGUACUGCAAAAAUCUCAAGUCUCUACCAGUCCUUCCACAGAACCUGCAAUAUCUGGAUGCACAUGAGUGCGAGUCACUUGAAACUUUAGCAAACCCAUUGACGCCUUUGACGGUUAGAGAGAGGAUCCAUUCUAUGUUCAUGUUUAGCAACUGUUACAAACUGAACCAAGACGCACAAGAGAGUCUCGUGGGCCAUGCUCGCAUCAAAAGUCAGUUGAUGGCUAAUGCAUCUGUUAAGCGUUAUUAUCGGGGAUUCAUCCCAGAGCCUCUGGUUGGAGUCUGUUUUCCGGCAACUGAAAUACCAAGCUGGUUCUUCUACCAAAGACUAGGACGUUCACUAGACAUCUCAUUGCCUCCGCACUGGUGUGACACUAACUUUGUUGGACUUGCCUUCUCAGUGGUUGUCUCAUUCAAAGAAUAUGAAGACUGUGCCAAACGUUUCUCGGUUAAAUUUUCUGGCAAAUUCGAGGAUCAAGACGGUUCAUUUACACGAUUUAAUUUUACUCUCGCCGGCUGGAACGAACCAUGUGGAACACUUCGCCAUGAACCUAGAAAGCUUACUUCUGACCACGUUUUUAUGGGAUACAAUAGUUGCUUCCAGGUCAAGAAGCUCCAUGGAGAGAGUAACAGUUGCUGUUACACAAAGGCUUCGUUCAAAUUCUAUGCAACGGAUGAUGAAAAGAAGAAGAAGCUUGAGAUGUGUGAGGUGAUAAAAUGUGGGAUGAGUUUAGUGUAUGUUCCAGAAGAUGAUGAAGAGUGUAUGUUGUUGAAGAAGACAAAUCUGGUUCAGUUGAGUUGGAAGACCGAACCAAGCUGUUCCAACGGUUCUGAUGAUGUCAACAUCAUGGAUGAUCUUAGACCCAAGAGGGGACGAUGCCAGGUUGGUGGUGGUGAUGAAGAACCAUAUCAUAAGAGAACGAAGUAGGAGCAUUUUGGUGUGAUAAAUUUUAUAUUUUUAUUUGUUAUAUAAUUAUUAACUACACCUCGACUCAUGAAGGUAUUUUUCAUUUAAUUUUUUUUUAAAAAUAAUUGUAUUAACUAUAUUUUAUUUGAAUAAUGUUUAUGAUUAUUUGUACGGGUAUUUUCUAUAUA